UUGUGCAUGCCUUUGGGUGGUGGGUCCCUCUGGUAUAAAAACAACCAGCAGACUCUUACAUAGCUACAGUGCUCUCCUUCUGCAACACCUCUCACGUUGGCUUCCUAGACGGACAGUUCACUAGGGACAGUUGGAAAAUGGAGGCAGUCACGGAUGCCUUUCAGAGCUAUGGGGUGAGCACCACUAAUUACCUCCAGACUAACUAUAAGGAUGCACAGGGUUUGUUCCUGUGGGUGUCCUGGGCUGCUGACCUCAGGAACACCUUCUUCAUCUUCUUCCCCCUCUGGUUCCACCUGCGGGAGUCGGUGGGUAUCAAACUCAUCUGGGUGGCAGUGAUCGGAGACUGGCUCAACCUGGUCUUCAAGUGGAUUCUGUUUGGCGAGAGGCCGUAUUGGUGGGUUCAUGAAACACCUUACUACAGCAAUACCACUGCACCUCACAUUGAACAAUACCCCAUGACCUGUGAGACUGGCCCAGGCAGUCCCUCUGGCCACGCUAUGGGAGCCGCAAGCAUCUACUACACACUGGUCACCUCCAUCCUAGCCAUCAUGCUGACCAAGAAGAAGACGAGAGCUUCCACCAAGGGCAUGUAUCUGCGGGGCACUUUGUGGGCAUUCUUCUGGGCAGUCCAGGUGUGUGUCUGUCUCUCCAGAGUCUUCAUUGCUGCCCACUUCCCCCACCAAGUCAUCUGUGGAGUCAUCACAGGUAUUGUUGUGGCCGAGGCCUUCAACAGAACCCAGUGGAUCUACGGAGCCAGUCUGAAGAAGUACUUCUACACCACCGUUUUCCUGCUCUCCUUCGCUGUUGGCUUCUACGUGCUGCUGAAGGCUCUGGGCGUGGACCUGCUGUGGACCCUGGAGAAAGCCCAGAAGUGGUGUGUGAGGGCUGAAUGGGUCCACAUGGACUCCACUCCAUUCGCCAGCCUCCUGCGCAACAUGGGCACCCUGUUUGGCCUGGGCCUGGGCAUGCAUUCGCCCCUCUACACCGAGAGCAAGAAGAACAGCAGCACCCCCUUCAGGGUGGGAUGUAUCGUUACCUCGCUGCUCCUGCUGCACCUCUUUGACUCCUUCAAGCCCCCCACGCACACCGCCGCCCUCUUCUACCUUCUGUCUUUCUGUAAGAGCGCCACUGUCCCCUUGGCAACCGUGAGCAUCAUCCCCUACUGCAUGUCAGGAGCAUUGAGCAGCGUACAGAGCAAGAAGCAUCUGUGAGGUCGUUGACGGCUGACGCACAUAGACUUAUGUAUAUGGAGCUCACUCCAGAAUUGAACAGUGUUCACUGGUGCUUCAAUCCUUAAUCAUUCCAUAUAUUGACCUUCUUCCCAAAAAGCCAAAGAGAUGAACAAUCUAUUGUGGUCUUUGUCUACCAUACAUCCAGUCAGUCACUGUAAAUGUCUUAUUUUCCUAUAUACGCAGUGUGGACACUGAAAUGAAAGAACUAUCCAGCGUAUUAUUCAGAGGCAAUUAAGACACUGAUUUAAUUGUAUAAAAAAAAAUCUAAUUUAGAAGUAGUUCAGUGCGAACUCAGGAGCCCAGAAGUGAAUGUUUCCUUGCAGUUGCUUUGACUAAACCUCAUUUUGAAAAAAGAUAAAGCAAACUAAAGUCCAGGAGAAUAUGAGCCCAAAACUUUAGUGGCCUGCUUUACAGUGUGUUCUAAGAAAGUAAUAUAUAACAAUGUUCAUAUUUGUUUUGUAACUGUGUUUUUCCUGUUAAAUAUUUUUGGAAAUGGUCAGAUAUUUAUAAUAAAAACCUUUCAAAUACA
This is a messenger RNA of Oncorhynchus nerka (sockeye salmon), 1761 nucleotides long. RefSeq names its product glucose-6-phosphatase catalytic subunit 1-like. Gene Ontology annotation, molecular function: glucose-6-phosphatase activity. Gene Ontology annotation, cellular component: membrane. NCBI's taxonomy places the organism in Eukaryota, Metazoa, Chordata, Actinopteri, Salmoniformes, Salmonidae. Bases 138 to 1211 code for a protein of 357 amino acids. The transcript is spliced from 5 exons. The record is from RefSeq and is a predicted model, not a curated record. Gene Ontology annotation, biological process: glucose 6-phosphate metabolic process; gluconeogenesis.